Paramecium tetraurelia is the source of this 1560-nucleotide messenger RNA. RefSeq lists its product as uncharacterized. Gene Ontology annotation, cellular component: cytosolic [4Fe-4S] assembly targeting complex. NCBI's taxonomy places the organism in Eukaryota, Ciliophora, Oligohymenophorea, Peniculida, Parameciidae. Gene Ontology annotation, biological process: iron-sulfur cluster assembly. Gene Ontology annotation, molecular function: protein binding. The transcript is spliced from 3 exons. The record is from RefSeq and is a predicted model, not a curated record.
AUGCUUAAAUCAAAAAUGAUAGAAAAUGAGAUAUAAUUGCAAUGCGCUUUGAAACAUAACCAAAAAAUUGUUUAAGUCCUUCUAAACCCUUAAUUAUAGAGAGAUCAGAGGCUUUUAUGUGGCUAAUGCUUAUAAACUAUAAAUAUAAAUGGAAAAGCAAUUGUGUACAAAGAUAUACUCGAAAUAAUUUAAGAAUAAUAGUAAAUAAAAUUAGAAUAAGUUUAUAACCUAAUCAAAUCAUAGAUUCUUACUCAAUUAAAUCUGUUGAAAUCAAAUGUAAUUCAAUAAUUCGAAUUUAUUCAAUGUGCUGUUCAAGAUUGGAUCAAUAAUCUAUAAUUGCUGUGUCAAUAAUAUUAAUAAUACAGUUUUCAUGAUGAAUUAGAAAACUUUAUAAAUAAUAAAGGCAUUUAUUUUGAUUAGAAUGAAUUGUUAUAAAGAAUCAGUAAAGAACAAAAUAUUUGGUACUCAAAAGUUACUUCAAAGUUAGAUUUAUUCAAUUAAUUCUAAGAAUAGGAAAAAUGCAAGGAGAUGUUAGAAAAUAAUAAACUUAUGAUCCAGAAAUUGAAUGUAAAUUUUAAUUAAUAAAUUGAGAUAUCAGAAGAUGAUAUUAAAUUAAAAUAAACUGAAUUAUCAGUUAAAUAAUAGGGCUCUUGUUUAAGCAUAGCUUUUAAUUCUUCUGACUCAAUCAUGGUAUCUACAAAUAAAAGCUUAAUUAAUGUUUGGAAUUUUAAUAAUGGAAAAUUAGAAUUAUCAUAACAAUUGAAAUAUCAUGAAGGUUGGAUUAAUUCAUUGGUUUUUAGUAAAAGAUAAAACUUAUUUCUUUCCUGUUCAAGCGAUCAAACAAUAAGAGUUUGGAAAAGUUACGGAUAAAAUGAGUGGAUUAGCUCUAUUCCAUACCAAUAACAUACAGAUAAAGUACUUUGCAUGAUUUUAAAUUAAAAUGAAGAUGAACUAUUCUCUGGAAGUCUGGAUUAUAGAAUAAACAGUUGGAAAUUAGAUUUAGAUAAGAAUGAAUUAUAAUAUUAAUAUUCUUUGGACAAACACAAUAAUGGUGUUUAUUCAUUAAGUUUAAAUCAAAAGAGCAAUAUUUAGCAUCAUGCUCUAUAGGCGAGGAUAAAAUAAUUAUUUGGGAAAGAGGAUAAAAUAAUUAAAUGGAAUUCAAAUACAUUGUUAAACAAUCUAUUUAAAGCCCUGGAUCAAAGGUUUUGUUUAUCAAAGAGAAUUAGUUUAUUUGGAUACCUAAUAGUAAUUAAAUUGAUGAAAUAUGGUGUAUUUCAAGAGAAUACAGAAAAGAAACUUAAAUUAAAUUCAGAUAAUGUGAAUAUGGAAAUGUUCUAAUUUCCAUUAGUUUAUAAUAAAAACAGGAAUUUAAUGGUGUUAAGACACAAAAUAUUUAUAUACAUCAUAAGGGAAUUGAAAAAUGGAAACUUUAAAAUUGUUGAAUAAUUAAAUAGAUAAACCAAUAAAAUUUUUGGAACUGUCACAAAUGAUGGGAAUCAUUUAGUAUUUUGGGAUGAAAUAAAAAAAGAGUAUUAAAUAUUUUAAUUAUAAGAAUAAUGA